AUGCUCCGACUCCAGCAGGAGCGUAGAAGUAAGGCAACGCGGUUCCUUCUAGUUGAAAAUGAGUACCAAGCGGAAACGAGCCAUGGAGAGGUCUCCUACUAUUUGACACAAGCGCUGACAGGUCACGGAUGUUUCAAUUCGUACCUGCAGCGCUUUAAGAAGAAAGAGAGUGAGGUGUGUGCUUACUGCCAGUUCCCUGUGGACAACGCAGAGCACACCCUCUUUGCCUGCAGUCAUUGGGACUUGGAGAGGCAGGCCAUGUUCACCGGUGUAAACACUACAGUUACACCGGAGAACAUGGUAGCGCUGAUGAUCCAGUCCCAGGAAAACUGGCGGCUCAUCGAGACCUUUAUCAUCUCUGUUAUGAUGAGAAAGGAUCUCGAUGGCCGCAGAAAGGCGUAA
Molecule: messenger RNA, 402 nt
Organism: Leptopilina boulardi
Lineage: Eukaryota; Metazoa; Arthropoda; Insecta; Hymenoptera; Figitidae
Exons: 2
Coding region: 1-402 (133 amino acids)
Source: RefSeq, a predicted model, not a curated record